Messenger RNA from Mollisia scopiformis, 798 nucleotides. RefSeq lists its product as uncharacterized. The record is from RefSeq and is a predicted model, not a curated record. Bases 1 to 798 code for a protein of 265 amino acids. The transcript has 5 exons. NCBI's taxonomy places the organism in Eukaryota, Fungi, Ascomycota, Leotiomycetes, Helotiales, Mollisiaceae.
AUGGGUUCUCAAGGUCGUGAAAUUUCAGACGACCAUCCCCCACCCAACAACUAUGCAACACAAGAAUUACCCCAAGCUCAGACCACUGCUACUACAAACAAAGGCUCUGAUCUUGAUCAUGGUCACCCGCCCGGUAUUCCUUGCGCGGCUGUGCAGAAAACGCCUGAGCGGCGCUCACCUCAGGUAGCUAUCAAAGCGGAAGUCCUUACUUUUCCUUUUCAUAAAGAUGUUGAUUUGAUUGACCUUACCAUGGAUUCGGAUUCCGAGUUAGAAGUCGAGGAAAUUGCAAACCCUGCUUUGCGAGUGCGCACACCCCAACCAAAUAUCUUGAGCCUUCCCACGAGACAAGUAGCUUUCGUGGCCAAAAAUUCGGAGCCAAAGGUGGAGGAUAAAAACUUCUCUCCUCGCCCGGAGCCUCAUACUUCAGCUGAAGUAGUAAACUCUGAGGCCGUACAGAAGAAUACUUCUGGAUUAAACACAGUAGGCCACAGAAGUAGACCGGAAAAAGCGUCCCUCGCUACCUCUCUCGAAGAACCUGAAGUGGUGGAAACUCAUGUUCCAACUGGUGCGGGAAAGAGGAAGGCGAGUAGUCCUACCACAGGUAGCAAACGCCACCAAGUCCCAUUCUCGCACACGGCGAGACAAGUCACUCCUGAUGCCAAAGCUCAGAUCUUGUCAACAUCAAGUCCUUCCCCAGAUCCUGGAGCCUCUUCAGUCCUCCAGGAAUCCAAUCAACCGUCAUCAUUAAAGCGACCAAAGUUAUCGUUUAUGAGUCAAAUAAUCUGGCUAUCCCUGUAA